GCUCGCUCGAGCUCGGCUCGUUUCCACCCCUAUCCAACGGUAACCCUAAUGCCAAAAUGUCCUUCUCCUCCGAAUCACCCCCUCUUCUUCCACCUUCACCUCUCGCUCCCGCCAUUAAAGCUCCUCUCGAGAGCUCCUCCUCCUCUACGCCUCUACCUCUCCUCGAACUCUACACAAUCCCCCGAAGAAGACGAGUACGAAGAACCCGGCGCCGAGCUCCGCUACUCCGCUCUCCUCCGCCGGUGCGCUCGCGCCAUCGACCUCCGCCUCGGCGCCGCUUUCCAUGGCCACCUCCUCAAGCGCUCCGUCCUCUCCAAUUCCCUUUUCCUCCACAACCACCUCCUCAACAUGUACAUGGGCUCUGCUCGCGGCGACCCCUACCUCGCCCUCCAACUGUUCGACGAAAUGCCCCACCGAAACGUCGUCUCGUGGUCUAUAGCUAUCAGCGGCCUCGUCCGCUGCGACCGCGCACACGGUGCAAUCCACCUCUUUAUCCGUAUGCUUCGAGAAGGUGUCCGGCCCAACGAGUUCACCCUUGUGAGCGCGCUCAACGCGAGCUCCUUCCUCGCCGCUAGCAACCGCGCCGGGGCCCGAGAAUUAUACGGGCAGGUUAUUCGCCUCGGGUUCGAGUCGAACAUCUUCUUGGUUAAUGCGUUCAUCACAGCGCAGAUCCGGAGCGGCCGGUUCGGUGGUGCGAAGGAACUGUUUGAGAAAUGCGAGAACAGGGAUGUAGUUUCAUGGAACUCGAUGAUUGCGGGGUUCUUGCGGUACUCAUGCUCGGAAGUGUGGGGAUUUUGGUGUAGAAUGAUAAGAGAAGGAGUGGGUCCCGACGAGUUCUCAUUUAGUAGCGUCCUAACGGGGUUGGCGGCAAGUAUGAGCUUAAGGAGCAGCGUCCAAGUUCACGCUCAACUUGUAAAGUACGGUAUCGGAGAUGAUAUAUGUGCGGGGAACUCCUUGGUGGAUAUGUACUUGAAGAACAAGCAUUUGGACGAUGCUUUUAGAGCGUUCGAGGAAAUGUCCGAAAGAGAUGUCGUAUCUUGGACCGAGAUGGCCGCGGGCUUCCUACAUUGCGGGCUGGCCGCCAAAGCUCUCGAGGUUGUGAAUCAAAUGAAGCGGUGCGGAAUUAGGCCCAACAAAUUUACGUUAGCGACGGAGUUUAAUGCUUGUUCAAACCUCACAAAUUUAGCCGGAGGGAAGAAGGCGCACGGGUAUAGGAUUAAGCUACGAGAGCAUAUGGAUGAAUGUGUCAAUAAUGCCCUGAUUGACAUGUAUGCAAAUUGCGGGUCGAUGGAAUGUGCAGAGGCGGUAUUUCGAUCGAUGAAAGAGCGGUCGGUUAUCACAUGGACGACGAUGAUCAUGGGGUUCGCACAGAACGGACAAGCACGUGAAGCUCUCAAAGCGUUCGAUGAAAUGAUCUCCGAGAGCAUGACGCCAAACUACAUCACGUUUAUUUGCGUUCUCUACGCAUGUAGUCAAGGGGGAUUCAUCGAUGAAGGUUGGAGAUGGUUCGACUCCAUGGCACGCGAUUAUGGCGUAGAACCUGGAGAAGAUCAUUAUGCUUGUAUGGUGGACCUCUUAGGCAGAGCAGGGCAUAUCGAGAAGGCCGAGGAAUUCAUAUCGAGUAUGCCGUUCCGACCGGGUGUUCUUGUCUGGCAAACAUUGCUUGCUUCGUGUCGGCGUCACGGGGAUGUGGAGGCCGGGAAGAGAGCGGCGGAGAGAGCGCUCGCGUUAGAAAAGGAGGACCCAUCGACGUAUGUUUUAUUGUCGAACAUGUUCGCCGACACCCGCAACUGGGGUGGAGUGAGAAGAGUGAGAGAGCUUAUGGAGGAUAGAGAAGUGAAGAGAUUUCCUGGGUCUAGUUGGAUUCAGGUUGUGAUGGAUUCUAGUGACCCAUUAAGGUUGGAACAAAGAGCUUCUGCAUAGGGGCUAUAUGCUCUUCUUUUUUUUCUC
This is a messenger RNA of Ananas comosus (pineapple), 1950 nucleotides long. Its product is annotated as pentatricopeptide repeat-containing protein At1g06140, mitochondrial-like. Gene Ontology annotation, biological process: RNA modification. Lineage: Eukaryota; Viridiplantae; Streptophyta; Magnoliopsida; Poales; Bromeliaceae. The transcript has a single exon. The record is from RefSeq and is a predicted model, not a curated record. Bases 49 to 1923 code for a protein of 624 amino acids. Gene Ontology annotation, molecular function: protein binding; RNA binding.